Messenger RNA from Mauremys mutica (yellowpond turtle), 3633 nucleotides. It is a transcript of the gene THAP8, whose product is annotated as THAP domain containing 8. The record is from RefSeq and is a predicted model, not a curated record. The transcript is spliced from 4 exons. NCBI's taxonomy places the organism in Eukaryota, Metazoa, Chordata, Testudines, Geoemydidae. The coding region runs from base 142 to 1695 and encodes 517 amino acids.
UGUUCAUGGAGCAGGUCAUGGACUGUAUUAGAGUGGGGUAUUUGUCCGAUGUGAUCAUAGCAGUGAGCACCAGGUGACGUAUGUUAAUGGAGGGAGUGGAAUUCCCCUCCCCCAGUAACAGGGUGGUGCUGUCAUAUAGGUAUGGGCCAUGUGGUGGGUGUUGCCAGGUGCUGUAUGUUACUUGCAGGGAAGGCGGGUCCUUUAUGUAACAGCAGUGAGUUACAGGUGUCAUAUGGUUACAGGAAUGCUUACAACACCAGGUUUCCCUUGCAUAACCCAGAACGACUCCAACAAUGGCUCUCUCAGAUGAACCAAGAGAAGUGGGUACCCACCAGAUACCAGCAUUUAUGCAGUGAGCACUUUGCUCCGUCAUGUUUUGAAUACAGGUGGGGGGUUCGCUAUCUAAAGCCUGAUGCUGUCCCCACCAUCUUUCAACUGUCUGAAAAACCCCUGAAAAGGGAGAAUCCUGCCAGGCCCCCAUGCGAAACACAGGCCAAGAAGCUAAUUGCUGAGAACAGCAUGGACAGGACCUCGCAGGGGCCACAAGCCGUGGCAGCCCAUCCCACUCCGGACACACUGGAAGCUCUCGCCAUAGCUAUCGACCCGGGUCUGUCCUCGGCCCCGAUCUACGUGGAAGCCCAGCCCUCUGUCUCGGAUCUGGACCUUCAUGCCCUCUCCUCCCCUCUGGUCGGGGCGGUGAACCUGAUGCCUCUCGUUCAGAUCAUGGAGCCGCUCAACGCUGUGGCGCUGGCCGUGGCCUCACCCACGGAGGGUGUAGAGUCCAUCCCCAUCCAUCUCCCAGGCCAGCCGUUCCCUCCUGCCAUGGACCAGCGUGUGGAUUUCUCCGUCGAGGCCUCUCCGGACUCUUUUGUGGCGGACGUGCCUGAGCAAUUUGCGACAGAGAUCAUGGUCUCUUGUGAGGACGCUGCUGUAGUGGACCAGCCCGAGGGCACCUUCGCUGCUGAUCAGGCACAUACCCUGGUGGCCACGGUGGACCCACAGGAGAUUGCAGACCAGGGCACCCUCUUCAUUGAGAACGUGUCCAUCCAGCCCCUUCUGGAAACUGACCCUUCCACCGCAGCUGUCCUCAGCUCCCUGCAGGUGUCGACCACCCAGAUGGUGGCGUAUUUUGAAACCAUCCCCACUGCGCCGGUGGUGUCCUCUAGCACCAUGGGGCCGCUGACGUCCAGUGCAUCGCCUCCCGAGACCGUGUUGUCCUCGGCCUUGACGGUGCCCAUUGUCUCGACGGUGCCCAUAGUGUCGAACUAUGCUGCCGGCUCCCUGGAUGACGACUCCUCCUCCUCCACCAUCGAGGUGGAGCUCUGUGCCGAAACCCUGGAGGAGCAGCUUGAGGAGCACCGCUACCACAAGAACGAGCUGACCACCCAGCAGCUGGUCGACCUGGUGAUGGGCCUGCAGAAGAAGGUCAAGGUGCUGCAGCAGCGACACCGGCGUCACUGCACCAAACUGGAAGCCAUGGAGGGCGUGGUGGAGCAGCUGAGGAAGGAGAGCCUGGUGUCGGAUGAGAAGCUCAAGCUGCUGGAGAUGGCGUGCCUGCAGUCCAGCGCGGUGAUGCCAGAAAGCGGCAGCACAGUUGCCAUCAUCUGCCAGGAGGAAGACCGGGCUCUAGUGUACGCUGUUCCCCAGCUCCCCGAGGAGGGGAAUGAGACAAUCAUCCACGUGGAAGAGCAGUAACCAAGAGACCCAUGCUCUAGAGCCCUCCGCUCCCUGCUUCACUGAGCUGCACGGUGAGGGAUCACCUGGGUCCUUCUCUCCCCAGCAACAGGAGCAGCGAUUCCCGUGCUGCUGGCAAUGAUGCAGCAGCUGCAUAUUCAAUGGCCUUCAUGCUAUGGCACUUUAUUUUGGUGGGGAGUGGAGAGGUGGGUUUGUUUCGAGUUGGAAUGAUUGUUUAUAAAGGGUCUUCUCAUGGGGGGAUUGAGUUACUGGCUUGUCCAGGUAUCUACCUCCCUGAGCUGCAGGGUCCUGCUGUCACCGGGUUAAUAACUACCGAUUAAAAGCUGUAUUUACUCAUGGACUUGCUCUGCCUGCUGCACAUAAGCUGGCUGCCUGCUUGAGUGACAACAAAAAUGAGCAGGGUGUGUAUAAGCCAAGCCAACUCACCCCUUCCUAAGCUCCUGAAAACUCCUGUCAGCUUUGCUGCUGGCCCUGAGUUUUCUGCCUCUCUGGCACUGUUGGGGUAGUUAACUUAAUUGUUCCUCUGGGUCAUCCUGUGUAUGAGCCCUCCCCGGCUGCUGCCUUGGAAGCCUAGCACAAAUUUGUCGGCCUAUGCACAAGUAUCUGUGUGAAUGGGAAAUGGACCGAGCAGACUGAAGCGGCAAAGCUGGGCUGGAAAUCUUGAGGAUAGCAGUGCAGAGGUUCUGGAGGGAUGUGUGACUGUGUCUCAGUUAACACUGACCAGCUGCGGUGUCACCCAAAACGCUGUCGUUACAAGGCUCACCGUUGAUCCCCGGGGUGCCACGCAUCCUGGGUGUGCACAGUUUGCCGUGAUAUUUAAACGGCUUGUUCUAGGCAGUAGCGCCCACCCCAAAUGUUCAAAACAUCACCAAAAAAUCACGAGACAAUGUAAACAUAAUGGCGUUGGUGUUCUUUUUAUUUGCCUUUUUGAGCCUUUAGGGUGCUCGGGUCACAUUUGGAAGCUUUCUCUACAGCCAGGAGGGCUAGAAACUUACUUUUUCUUUAAGAAUGAAGGCUGCAAUCAUCACAUCUCCAGGAGCUGGGGCUUUAAGGAAAACAAUAAUUAUCAUGAGACUCAUGACAAAAUCAUGGGAGUUGGCAACACUGUGUAGGAGGCUUGUAAUGCUGUAGGCUUAGCAGCUGGGGAAACGGGCAGGGCCAGUCACUUCAGGGAACAUGGACAUGUGCACUAGCUCAGGGGAGAGGUUUGGGGCUGCCAGGAGCUGGGGUCAUCAGAAAGCUUGAUAAAGGCAGAGGAGUUGGGCACCUGGGAUUUUUUUUUUGAGGGGUGUGUGGAAAGAUGGGGGUGUCUCCUGCCUCCCAUGACUCCUGCUUUUUUCUGAGCCCAGCCCAUGAAUGUUUAGAGCCUGACCCAUGACUCCAGUGGGGGCUUUUGUGCUGGGUACCCUACCAUUGCAGCCAGCUCUUGUCUCCAGCUUCCUGCUAUCAGGUUCCCUGUUUGAAAACACUGCAACUAAGCAAUUCUGCUGCUGUUGAGGAUGAUGGCAAAGCUCCCACUGACUUGAGUGGGUGCAGGAUUGGUCCCUGAAUUGCAAAGUUAUCAGUAGAGGAAAAAGCUUUGUUAGAUCUAAGAAUAACUCAUCCUCCAAAGGCUUUAAAGCCAGGCUACUCACCCCACCACCACCAUGUUGUCCCGUUGCCAUUGGCUUUCCCUGACUAGCUGUGUACUUGAUUCUUUCCUGAGGGUGUGAAUAAAUUCUCUUCCACUUUAUUUUUUUAUUUAAGUUUAUUUUUAAUACGAUUGUUUGCAAAUGAAACAGCCGGAAUCAAAGGUUGACUGGCAGCGCCACGAUUGUUGAAUGUGUUGAGGGGAGGGACGGGGACCUCAUCGUGUUUAAAUCUUGAUUUGUCUCUCCCCUGGAGAGAUUGUGUUUGUACCUGGUAAAAAAUGCUUUAAUAAAAAUGAACGAUGAUGAC